Nerophis lumbriciformis (worm pipefish) is the source of this 1110-nucleotide messenger RNA. RefSeq names its product autophagy-related protein 16. The record is from RefSeq and is a predicted model, not a curated record. NCBI's taxonomy places the organism in Eukaryota, Metazoa, Chordata, Actinopteri, Syngnathiformes, Syngnathidae.
UUUUGGUUUUGAGAAACAAAAUACAAAUGAACAUCAUUUUAUAUCUGAAUUGUACGCGAUAUUAUAUGUUUAAAAAAAAAAAAAAAUGAAUAAAAAUGUUUUAUUGUGGGGGGAGGAGCCAUGACACCAACGUGCCUGCUAUGUGGGAAGGGCAGGAAUUCAUCAGCUGAUGCCAGCUUUUUAACAAUCAACUGUUGUUCGACCACCGCAGGAACAGAAUCGAGUUUGUGACCGAGAAAAGGUUAUUUUUAUCUUUGCUUAAACUAAAAUGGGGAGCUGGAAGAGUCAAGUGCGUGCUCAACUGCUCCUCAGAGAUCAGAGAGAGAAGCAUCCAUAUGAAGGAGUCUUUACAAGCUUGUCUCGUUUGGAAGAACGAUUUGAAAUUCGUCUGCAGAUUUUGAAAGAUGUCCAGUCAAACAGCUCAGAAGGUGGAGUCAAUGUGAGAUUACUUCAACUACAGCUCAGGGAGAGUGAACAUCUGGCUGAAAAGUUGUCUCAGACUGUCUCUGAUCUGACCACCGUCCUGCAUUUGAAAGACGCCGAGCUGCAGCACUGGCAGUCACGUGUGUCCCGCCACCGCCAAGAGGCCCUCACUCUGGCCAAAGGGGGUAACGCCCUGAAGGCGAGCGUCUACCGACAAGAGUUCGCCAUUGAGUGUCAGACGAAGGAGCUGGCCGCCCUUUACCUGGAGCGGAAGGGCCUUAAAGAAACGCUGUCGCAGGCCCGCCGUGACAAAGAGGAUCUGCUGCGGCGCUGGAUGGAGGAGAAGGAGGAAGAGGCGGCGAGGUUGAAUAAAUACAACGCCACGCAGGAGAGGUGGCAACGUUUAGCCAGGCACUUGAGGAAGCACCUGGCGAAAAAGGAUGUCGAUCCCCAGGAAAGCGGCUCGUGAGCACACGCCUCAUUUUACCCGCGUAUGGACAAGACAAGUAAAUCCGCGUCUUUAUCAAGGUAACAUGGCCCUUUUUAGUCGUGAAAAAGAACCGUGUCAGGACACCUGCACGUCCACACGGUCCAUGGCGAUGAUUGCCUUGAUGAUGCAGUAAGAGGUACAGCGACCUCAUCAAAGUUGUUUUGUUUCACCUUGUUACACACGCCGCGAUGUCACCG